Messenger RNA from Coregonus sp. 'balchen', 2641 nucleotides. NCBI's taxonomy places the organism in Eukaryota, Metazoa, Chordata, Actinopteri, Salmoniformes, Salmonidae. The record is from the annotation of a GenBank genome assembly.
AUGGGGUAAUUGGUGACAAAAACAUAUUUUGAAGUUUAUUGCGAUGUGGUGCUUGGCUCAGAAUAUUUCAACAUUUGUAAUUUUUUUGUGUUUUCAUGUAUUUUCCUAAAUGUGUGUUCAUGAUUAGAGUAGAUUAGAUGAGAUUUUUAUUUAGACACAUGCACUGGGUCACAGAUGUAGUUGCAGUACAGUGGCUUGCGAAAGUAUUCACCCCCCUUGGCAUUUUUCCUAUUUUGUUGCCUUACAACCUGGAAUUAAAAUGAAUUUUGGGGGGCGUUGUAUCAUUUGAUUUACACAACAUGCCUACCACUUUGAAGAUGUAAAAUAUUUUUUAUUGUGAAACAAGCAAGAAAUAAGACAAAAAAACAGGAAACUUGAGCGUGCAUAACUAUUCACCCCCCCAAAGUCAAUACUUUGUAGAGCCACCUUUUGCAGCAAUUACAGCUGCAAGUCUCUUGGGGUAUGUCUCUAUAAACUUGGCACAUCUAGCCAUUGGGAUUUUUGCCCAUUCUUCAAGGCAAAACUGCACCAGCUCCUUCAAGUUGGAUGGGUUCCGCUGGUGUACAGCAAUCUUUAAGUCAUACCACAGAUUCUCAAUUGGAUUGUGUAUGUCCAUUACAUGAAAUCUAAAUUAAAAUCAAUUUAAAUUACAGGUUGUAAUGCAACAAAAUAGGAAAAACGCCAAGGGGGAUGAAUACUUUUGCAAGGCACUGUACAGUGAAAUACUUAAGCUCCGAGCUCCAACAGUGCAGGUGUGAAGAAAAAGUAGAAAUCUGACAUGUUUUGUAGGAGCUCGAAGCGAGGCGCCAUCCGUUGGCGCCAUCUUAGCCCUACCAUACACUGGUAUAAUUUCUGUGCUUCUGCUCAUACCUGACCUGCCCACUUAAGCCACCUCAGUCAUUUGUUACAACUGAAUCUUAUUCCAGAAGUUAAGAGUUUGUCCCAGACUCCCAGUGCUCUGUUGGACAAUGGAGUGGAUGGAUUUUUACCCAGUAAUAUGGCUGCAGGCUGUGUACUGUAUUGAGCUGAGUGUCAUUUUGGUAGUAGGACAGCAUGUAAUGUUGUGAUCAUUAUUGACCCCUAACCUCAUUGUGUUUCCUCCCAGGUGUUCCAGACAGGAGGCCUGUGAGAAGUGGGCCGAGCCGCAGCAUUUUAACACAGAGCUGGAUCACUGUGUGGACAUUAGUGUCACACCUAACAACAUGUCUGUGACCUCUACUUCCACUCAGGUAAUUACAGGUUGUAAAAAAAACAACAACAAAAAAACACUGUUAACACCAGAGAAAAACACGACGCUAGCUAAUCACAACAUUACCAAUAUGAAGUUGGCUUAUUAAGCUGUCAUUAAAGAUUUCUGGUAUUAGUAUAACCUUCACUGGGAUGCAAGGAUACGCACAGGGAUAACUCCACCUGUCACCUAAUAUGCUUCUCUCCCUCCCUCCCUCCCUCUCUCACUCCCUCUCUCUCUCCCUCCCACGCCCCUCCCCCUCUCUCUCCCACGCCCCUCCCCCCUCUCUCUCCCUCUCCCCUCUCCUCCCUCCAGCUGAGUGUGAAAGUGGUCAACGUGCCCAGCCUGUCAGCCGGGGUGACGUGUGUGUUUGAGGAAUUGACAGAGAGCCCAGGGGAGGUGCUGGCCAAGGGGCAGAUCCUCUGUAUGUCCCCCUCCCUCAAAGAUGUCCCCUCCCUCACACAGGGAUACGGUAAAGCUUCUAUCAGAUACCACUAUAAAUCUAUAGUAAUAAUAAUACGAAUAUAUGCCAUUUAGCAGAUGCUUUUAUCCAAUGCGACUUACAGUCAUGCGUCCAUACAUUUUACAUACGGGUGGUCCCGGGAAUCGAACCCACUAACCUGGCAUUGCAAGCGCCAUGCUCUAGCAACUGAGAUACAGAGGACCACGUUCAAAGGUUGUCCAUUGAAUAAUAAUGUUUUUAUUUUCUGAUUAUCAUAUUUAUCACUAUAACCAUACUUUUUUUUGUAUGAUAUUAUCUAUAUAUUUUCAUACACUUCAGUGGGUUGUAUCAUAUCUGCUUGUUGUGCAGACUGCUGUAAUGUGUCUGACGUAUACAGUGUUUUAGUUUUUCUGAGCCAUGUGGACAUGGGCCUUAAUGUGUUUUCGAUUUUUUGGGGGAAAACAACUGAAUGCUCUUACUAGAUGGACUGAUGGGAACCUGAAAAGUGCAGUAGCUCGUGUUUUGUUCCAUUAAUGGCAAUUAUUUAAAGUCCACUGGAAAUGCUUAGCCAAUUAUCUUGAAGUCAGGCCUACAGGUAUAAUUGGACUAGUUGAGAUGCAGCCUUUACUUCAAAUGAAAUAGUACAUCUGUUCGCAGGGUUCCUGUUUUGGACCGUAAGUGCACUUCUCUUGGUAAUGGAAAUGGUAGAUAAAAGGCAGGAGCAAUCAGACAUUUUUAUCAAAUCUACAUUAUUGAAUUUGCUUAGAAAGAAGAUUAUUUUCCUGGGGUAUGGGACCUCGGAUGGACGGAUAAUUGUUUGGGAGCUUCUAGGCUGUUUGGCUUACUGUGGUUCUUCUGUCAUUUCAGGUGACAAGCGAGUGGUCAAGUUCUUCCUGAAGUCCAAGGAGACAGGGCACAAGUUCAUCACCACUGACUUCGUCUUCUACAACUGCAGCGUGCUCCAGUCGUAA